Enterobius vermicularis (human pinworm) is the source of this 1485-nucleotide messenger RNA. Lineage: Eukaryota; Metazoa; Nematoda; Chromadorea; Rhabditida; Oxyuridae. The record is from the annotation of a GenBank genome assembly.
AUGUAUUCGUGUGCACGAGUUUCAUAUGCUACCCCUUUCAUAUCUUUAGCGGAACGACUGAGUUUUAGUUCUGUAUAUCCAUUCCAAAAAUUAAUUAUUUGUGUUAUAAAGGGAUCGAGCACAUCAGCAUCAGAAUCUCAAAAAAUUCGUGGAACGAAGCGAAAGAUCACACGUAUUUUUUUAGCAGUUUCUCACGCAAAAAAGUUGAAACUCAGUUUGCCGUUAGACCGCUUCUUGCCCACAGAAUUAGGGGAUCGAGUCCUUAGUUGUGGUGAAGGCGAACAGCUUGGCCACCCAGGAAGAACAACUACUAAGAAACCGCGAGCGGUUGGUACACUACCUGAAGGCAAAAAAAUAAUGCAAGUUGUUGCUGGAGGAGUUCACUCACUUAUUCUGUUUGAAGAUGGAUCUGUAUAUUCAUGUGGUAUUAACGAGAAGGGAACGGUUCCAGCGGAAGGUGUCGAACCUGAAGACUCUACAGACAAAUUUGCUCAGAUUAUGUUUAAAGAAUCCGUGGAGAAGGAAGGGAAGAUGGUAAUGUUGACGGCAGGAGCUAGUUUCUCCGCAGCGUUGACGGAUAAAGGAAGCGUUAUUGCAUGGGGGAGUUUGAGGGACUCGUCUGGUUCUUUGGAAAACCAUAAAAUUUUACGGGACAUGGAAAAUGGUCCUGUUGUUAUAGUACACCAAGGUGUUCAUCAGAUUGUCAAGAUUGCAGCCGGUGAAAAUCAUUUGGUUAUGUUAUCUUCAGCGGGGGAGAUUUUGACUUUUGGUGACGGGUCGUUGGGGCAACUUGGAAGAAGCGCACGAGCAAAGUUGAUCAGGUCACAGUAUAUGGUAGACGAUAAGGGAACUAAUUUGAAAGUUACGGUUACGGAGAAAGGAAAAACAAUUUAUUUUGAUGAUAUAUCGGCUGGAGGGUAUUGGACUGCCGCACGAACAGUUGAUGGUAGGGUUUUCGUGUGUGGGCUGAAUAAUUUUGCCCAGUUGGGCAUUCCCACACCCGAAUCUGAUCAAAAAGCAGAAGAAGAGCCGGAACUACGUAUCAUGCACCUCACAGUUUCACCCGCUUUUGGAGAUAUAAAAGUGAUGCAGUUGUGUGGAUUGCAGCAUAUUAUUGCGCUCGAUGAACAAGGUCAAAUGUACGGUAUCGGGAAAAACACCGAUAAUGCGUUGGGCUUGGGUACUUGGACUGGGAAAGAUGACCAGGAGCAUUGGAAGUAUGAGAAACUACAAAAGAUCGAAAUGCCGUCGAAAGUAGCGGGAGUCACAGCCAAGUUGGGGUGCUCAAUAGCUUGGGAUAUAGAUGGAAAAGCCUAUUCUUGGGGCUUUGAUACAUCCGGCCAGUUAGGUUUAGGGAUCAAAGACGAUGAAGAUAAAGUAGUCCCACACCCGAAAAUCAUUACUUCAGCGCACCUUGAGGGAUAUAAAAUUAUUUCAGUUUCUAUUGCGGAUAAUCAUGCUCUUUUUCUUGCUAAGAAAUUAUGA